UUUUGCUUCAGAUUUCCGUUGUUUGUUUCAGGUUCCAGUAGGUGGCGGUAUGCACUAAUCGUUGCUACACCAAUGGAAAGAGAAGAAGAGGGUUGAGCGUGACUAUAAUGCACUGCUUCACUGUGUGAGCUCAAGCCAAGCCAGUGUCUCACCGGUUUCUUUUAGGUUUCUCGGGGGUAUAGGCAUUUAUAAAAGUCUUGGGGAAUCUGACUGUAAAUACACAACAGAAAAAGCAGUCAUAUCGUUAAUUUGUGUUUAGAAUUCCAUACACUAAAUUUGAGAAUUUUUUAAAAGUCAUGCCCCGUGACCACGCGUUAUGACUUCGCGGCUUAUUGUCCAGAAUAUCUUUUUCAGUACAAGAAGACUGACUAGAGGAACGUUAAGUCAAGGAUAUUUACCACUUUGGUCUAUCAUUCAAGGAGCAGGAAAAAAAUACCUUACUGACCUGCCAGUAUUGAACGAGAACGACUUGGAAGAACAGUUUGUUCGUGGUUCUGGACCAGGUGGACAAGCUACUAACAAAACCAGCAACUGCGUUGUAUUGAAGCACAUCCCGACAGGUGUCGUAGUAAAGUGUCAUAAAACGAGGUCAGUGGAGUUGAACAGGAAGCGCGCACGGGAGAUCAUGCGUGAAAAACUAGACAUUGUGUACAAAGGGAACGACAGCGAGCUGCUAAAAAUGAAAGAAGAGUCGCGGACGAGAAAGCAAGAAAAACGAACAAAGGUUAAUGAAAACUUGGAGAAAAAGAAACUCUUCAAAGAAAUGCUGUCAGCUGACGCAAAGCGAGGAAAUAACAACGAAUAAGGCUCCAACAGGUCAACUAUGGACAGGAUCACUCAAAACAGCAUUUCUGAGUUUUCCUGAAUUAAUACAGUAAUGUUGGCAACACAAGCUGAUGCAACAUUUUCCACUGUUGUGCCCUCAAACUUAUUCAGUAAACCCAUUGAUUGCAUUCAGGACGAAUACUUGUGUACUUAUCUUAAACUGAUAGAAAGUCUGGCCAGUUGCAUGAUGCUAUUUCUUUCUGCUGCACGCAAAUGUGCGUUCGAUUAAAAUGCUGUAAUACA
Colossoma macropomum (tambaqui) is the source of this 1068-nucleotide messenger RNA. RefSeq names its product chromosome unknown C12orf65 homolog (gene cunh12orf65). The coding region runs from base 317 to 805 and encodes 162 amino acids. The transcript has 2 exons. Gene Ontology annotation, biological process: translational termination. Gene Ontology annotation, molecular function: translation release factor activity. Gene Ontology annotation, cellular component: mitochondrion. NCBI's taxonomy places the organism in Eukaryota, Metazoa, Chordata, Actinopteri, Characiformes, Serrasalmidae. The record is from RefSeq and is a predicted model, not a curated record.